GAUAAACAUAGACAAAGCUUGAUAACAAACGACAAUUAAGUAAAAUAAAUUUUUUAAAGUAGAUACGUGCGUAUCUAUCGAAAAAUUAACGUAUAUAUAAAUAGCAACAAAUAUUCAACGAUCGUGAAGAGGAAGGGAAUAUCGUGAUAAUAAACAAAUCAUUUAAUAUCAGAAAAGAUAAUAGUAAUUCUUCCAAAUCUUUUUUCAACUAAUGACUCAUUGAAGAAUGGUCUUAAUAAAGACUUAUCAACUAGAAAUCAAAAACAAAUAUAAAAAAUACAACUUGGUUAUUUUUCCAACAAACGGAAUUACUUGAUUAAGAGUUGUAUCAAGGAGAAGGUGGGAGCAACAACCUAGCCGAUGUGCAUUGGCUCGGAUAACGGAUCCUGUUGGACGGGAUCCUGAACAGUUAGACCGAGUGCAUCCGAGCUUCCAAGUCCGCCAUACACGGUUAGAAGACAAGCAAGGUCACGACAUUGACAACGAGGAAAAAUUGCCGAAAUUUUUGCGACAUUUCUUGCUGUUCUAGUGAUUUCGAAAUUAAGAUUUGAUCAUAAUCAAUGUAUUGACAGUUUGAAUAGUGUAAAUAAAUUGUGGCAGCAACAAGAAUGUGAAAGAAGACAAUACAUAGUACAGCUAGAAAAUGAUGGCUGGAUAUUUCACAUACAGAAAGUAUUAUAUAAGCUUUCUGUUAUAUUAAAAGAACUACUUUCUAUAAAAAAAAGAAUACUUUCCAAGUAUUUAUGUCUUGAGUGAUCGCUCGUAACGGAAAGAUUCAAGAACAAUGGAUGUAAAUUUUAUACGUUAUUUAUUUAUAUUUUUCUCUUGUACAACAUUCAUUUUUGGAUCUCUUAUCCUCUAUGCUGAAGCUUAUGUACCUGUUUUAAUUACACGUACGUUUAAUUACGGUAAAUAUGCAAUUAAAAUUCAUCAACCUAUAAUUGCAAAAACUGAAGUACCAAAAAAAUGGUUUAGACAUUUCUAUGUCUUUGCAGCACCAAUUUUUACUUGUUCUUUUAUCCUAUUUUUCUAUAAAUAUUUUAUGAACGGAACAAUUCCAGAAAUUAUAUAUUGGUUAUUAGAUACAUCACUUGGCACGUCUAGAAAAGCAUUAAUAUCACCAGAAUGUGGAUUUUUAACUAUAAUACUUCUUGCUAUUCAUUGUUGGAAAAGAUUCUAUGAAACGCAUUAUGUUAAUGUUUUCUCUGAUAAAAAAAUUAAUAUUCUUCAUUAUAUAGUUGGAUAUUUACAUUAUAUAGGAACAAUAUUAAGUAUUAUGGGUGAAUCAUAUGGUUUCAUUCGAGAUUCUAAAGAAUUAAUUCACUGGCAUACAUUAACGCUCUUGCAAAUAGUUUGUGCUAAUAUAUUUUUAUUAUCCUCGUUAAUACAAUUACAAAGUAAUUUUAUCUUAGCUAAUUUAAGAAAAUCUGAAAAUAAUAAAGUUGUCUUUGAUGGCUAUAAAGUACCGCAUGGUGGCUUAUUUGAAUAUUUGUCUACACCAUUGCAAUUUACAGAAAUUUUAAUGUAUUUAAUGUUAUCUAUUAUUCUUUGGCAAAGUAAUACAUUUCAUUACAUUACAUUUUGGGUUGUAAUAAACCAAGUACAAUGUGCUAUGAUGACUCACUUAUGGUAUAAAAAAACUUUUCAAAACUAUCCAAAAAAACGUAACAUUUUAAUCCCAUAUUUAUUUUAAAAGUAAUUAUUACCACCUUAUAUUUCUAACAUUCAUAAUAUCCUUAUUAUACGUUAUACAUUAUACAUUAUUAUAUAUUAUAUAUACAUGUUUCAUUCCUCAAUUAUGACUGUUAAAGUAACAUUGAAUAAUAAGUAUUUACUUAAGU
This is a messenger RNA of Vespula vulgaris, 1841 nucleotides long. Its product is annotated as polyprenol reductase. Lineage: Eukaryota; Metazoa; Arthropoda; Insecta; Hymenoptera; Vespidae. Gene Ontology annotation, cellular component: endoplasmic reticulum. Gene Ontology annotation, molecular function: 3-oxo-5-alpha-steroid 4-dehydrogenase activity. The record is from RefSeq and is a predicted model, not a curated record. Bases 785 to 1693 code for a protein of 302 amino acids. The transcript has 6 exons. Gene Ontology annotation, biological process: dolichol-linked oligosaccharide biosynthetic process; polyprenol catabolic process.